Messenger RNA from Fulmarus glacialis (Northern fulmar), 630 nucleotides. RefSeq names its product growth hormone-regulated TBC protein 1-like. Lineage: Eukaryota; Metazoa; Chordata; Aves; Procellariiformes; Procellariidae. The transcript is spliced from 3 exons. The annotation marks the transcript as partial. The record is from RefSeq and is a predicted model, not a curated record.
UUUGGUUUCUUCUCUCCAAGAUUAUUACAGUCCUGCAAUGUUGGGCCUGAAAACUGAUCAGGAAGUCCUUGGAGAACUUGUGAAAAUGAAAGUUCCAGCUGUGGCAGAGCUGAUGGAAAGACAUGGAGUCAUGUGGACCCUAGUGGUGUCACGCUGGUUUAUAUGCUUGUUCAUUGACAUUCUUCCAGUAGAGACUGUGCUCCGAAUAUGGGAUUGUUUAUUCUAUGAAGGGUCAAAGAUCAUCUUCCGCGUGGCCUUAACAUUAAUUAAGCAACACCAAGCUUUUAUUUUGGAAGCCACGAAUUUCCCUGACAUUUGCGAUAAAUUUAAGCAGAUCACCAAAGGAACAUUUGUAACGGAGUGUCACAGCUUCAUGCAGAAAAUAUUCACAGACCCUGGAAGCUUGUCCAUGGCAACAAUCAACAAACUCCGAGAGACUUGCAGAGAGAAAUUGCUUUCUCAGGGAUAACUCGCCAGAUGUAAUGAGGUGGUCAGAUACUACAGCAAUUGACACAUUCCUCUAUUUGCACUGACUAAAGCACACUUUAAGCUUUCCAUGAGUUAACUGACACGACCAAUUUUUCCUGCCUUUCAAGUAAGUGUUGUUAACACUUUGUACUGUAUGUCAGA